This is a messenger RNA of Trichomycterus rosablanca, 3279 nucleotides long. It is a transcript of the gene pip5k1ab, whose product is annotated as phosphatidylinositol-4-phosphate 5-kinase, type I, alpha, b. NCBI's taxonomy places the organism in Eukaryota, Metazoa, Chordata, Actinopteri, Siluriformes, Trichomycteridae. Gene Ontology annotation, biological process: phosphatidylinositol phosphate biosynthetic process. The coding region runs from base 12 to 1751 and encodes 579 amino acids. The transcript has 16 exons. Gene Ontology annotation, cellular component: plasma membrane. The record is from RefSeq and is a predicted model, not a curated record. Gene Ontology annotation, molecular function: 1-phosphatidylinositol-4-phosphate 5-kinase activity.
ACCACAGGAAAAUGGCGACCGCCGGUCCUCCAGACCCCGGUUCAACCGCUCCACCAGGGUCCAGUGGAAAUCGGAAAAUGACUGUACCAGAGGCUCCAGGUUCGUCUCAGAGUAUGAAGAAGACUAUCGGUCACCGGGGCGUCAACCCCACAGGAGAGACCACCUACAAGAAGACGACCUCCUCGGCGCUGAAAGGGGCCAUUCAGCUGGGAAUCACUCACACUGUGGGCAGCCUGAGUCAGAAAGCUGAGAGAGACGUUCUCAUGCAGGACUUCUACGUGGUGGAGAGCAUCUUCUUCCCCAGUGAGGGCAGUAACUUGACUCCUGCACAUCACCACGGUGACUUCAGGUUCAAGACCUACGCCCCGAUCGCCUUCCGUUACUUCAGGGAACUGUUCGGGAUUCGUCCUGACGACUACCUGUACUCCCUGUGCAACGAUCCUCUUAUAGAGCUGUCCAAUCCAGGAGCGAGCGGCUCCGUCUUCUACGUCACCAGCGACGACGAGUUCAUCAUCAAAACAGUUCAGCACAAAGAGGCCGAGUUCCUGCAGAAGCUGCUGCCGGGAUACUUCAUGAACCUGAACCAGAACAAGCGCACGCUGCUGCCCAAGUUCUACGGUCUGUACUGCGUCCAGGCGGCCGGCAAGAACAUCCGCAUCGUGGUCAUGAACAACCUGCUGCCGCGCUCCGUGCCCAUGCACCUCAAGUUCGACCUGAAGGGCUCCACCUACAAGCGCCGCGCCUCGCCCAAAGAGAGGGACAAAAGGGCGCCGACCCACAAGGACCUGGACUUCAGUCAGGACAUGCCCGAGGGCAUCCAGCUCGAGCCGGACAAUUACAACGCCCUCAGUAAGACCAUCCAGCGGGACUGCCUGCUGCUGCAGAGCUUUAAGAUCAUGGACUACAGUCUGCUGGUGGGGAUCCAUAACGUGGAUCUGGCGAGUCGUGGGCGUACGGGCGUGGGAGACAGCUGCAGGCCGUCGGAGGGAGCCGUCACGCCCGACCAGAGGAGGCCUCAGGUCCAGAAGGCGCUCUACAGCACGGCCAUGGAGUCCAUCCAGGGAGAGGCGAGGGGGAAGGGCACGAUGGACAGCGAAGACCAGUGGGGAGGUAUUCCGGCUCGGAACAGUAAAGCAGAGAGGCUGCUGGUUUACAUCGGCAUUAUCGACAUUCUGCAGUCGUACAGAUUCAUCAAGAAGUUAGAACAUUCCUGGAAGGCGCUGGUUCAUGACGGGGACACCGUGUCCGUCCACAGGCCGAGCUUCUACGCUGAGCGAUUCCAGCGCUUCAUGUGCAACACAGUAUUCAGAAAAUCAUUGAAGUCGUCCCCAUCGAAGAAGAGUCGUUCGGGCUGUCCGAGUGUAGCCAGGAGGCUGCCCAUGGGCACUGCUCUCUCCAGCGCCCAGUCCAGCAGCCAACCGCUCCUGGACGCUCGUCUGGUCUACUAUCCUCACUUGACCUCUGACACGGACGCUGAGGGCGGUUUGCAUCUAGGCCGACCAGACCUGCUCCCCAGGAACCUGCCCGGAACCUCCAGUGAAUUCGCAGACACCAGCCUGUCCUACCUGUCCCUCCAUUCACUCAGGUCUGUCGGUGUGGAGGUGCACAAACCCGACAACAGCGCCCUCCCCAGUCUGGAAGCGGGGGUUUCGGACGAGCACGUAGACGCCGACGUCUCCGACGAGCAGAUCGAUGACGAAGACGCAGUUUCUCUCACAGACAUCAUCCCCGAGACCAACAUUUGUUUUUAAAAGACUGAAAUGUGAAAGUAAAUAAACUGAGACCCGAGAGCCGUGCGUAAGGGGAUAAAGGAAUUCCGGGAUUCUGACCGGAGGAAGGACCGCGUGCAGGACUCUCCUCUCAUCGUUUUUUGCUGCUAGACCUCCCAGCUACGACUCUACAGCUCCGCGACUGCUCCUGUACACCGACACCUCCUACGUACACGUGCACAGAACGCGGACCGCGGAAACUUUAGUGUUAUUUUUAUUAUGAGCGACUCCCGAGGUGAAGGUUCGCAUCCGUUUUUUGAGAGGGUUCGAUGGACGGUGAUCUAUUCGUAGACGAAUGGUUUUGUUGUGACCGGGAUGGUCAGGGCUUCGUACUGUAGAUUCUACUUUUAUAGGAAACAAAAACGCACCACGGACGGAUGAAUCUUCCUCUCUCAUCCUCCCUGCGGUGUCGGAACUGGUUAAACCUGAUGCUGAUAUUUUUGGAUUUUUAGGUGUGUGUGUGUGUGUGUGCGCGUGUGCGAGUCUGGCUUCGAUGCUCGGUUUGUUUUGUAUUUUGCUUUCUGUUUAGACAUAGCCAGCGUUCGCCUUACUGAAGCUUGUAGAAGAAAAAAUCAGCGUGUGCUUGCGUGUUUCGGUUCUCUCGUUUGUGUUUAUUUGUGCUCAUUUCGUGGCCAAUCGAGCGCCUCCCGUCUUUCCAAUGGACCAAUCAAGAGGCGACGGGUUUCAAUCCGUCGCUGUACUGUAUUUUUGUAAAUAGUCGUGUAUAUAUUUGUUUACUCUGCUAUUAUAAACGACUAAUAUGCUUUAGCGAAGCCUAAACUAACAAGUUCACACGUUAUGAAUGAAUUGUUUAUUAUACUUGCUUUAUUUACCAUCAGUCUUGUUCUCAGCAUGCCUUGUAUCCCCUCCAACUCCAUUUAACCCAUCGUGAACGCUUUAUAUAAAUCGAAUUACAUAAUUUCUGCUGGAUACAGAAAUUACCUGCACAGGCUGGCCGUAACGAAGCUCAAAAGCCUCACGUGAAGACGCUAAACUUUGUAUUCCUGGCCUUUUGUUGUUCCACAUUUCGGUGGUGGAGCGUUACUUUGCACAGACGGUGUAACAGAUGUUCUCACAGGGCUUUUCCGGGGGUCGUACUUCUCUACCGCAGUGUUUGAUCUGUAAAACUACACAGUGUUGUGCUCACGAAUGCUCCGUUUGUAUUUUAUUUAAGUUUUUUUUAUAUUAAUCAAACUACAGCGAUGUCGAACGGGAACACAAAACGACGUCUGAAGAGCACAGGUUACAGAGCUGCAGCGGGAAUACACUAAAUGACUGACGUUCCCGUUUAUUCCUACCAAGUUUCCAACAUCCAGUGACGUGUGGCCUCACUACACACUCCUGCUUUGUAUCCAGUGUUGGGUUUUUUAUCAUUAUUAUUAUUAUUAUUAUUAUUAUUAUUAUUCCUUAUAUUUAUACUUGCAUCCUCAAAUGAAAACAAAAGAUUGUAAAACACUCGAGAUCGUGUCUGUAAUCCAGCCAAGUUUAAAUAAAAGAAAUGUUUAAAGUC